This is a messenger RNA of Cladophialophora psammophila CBS 110553, 1215 nucleotides long. RefSeq lists its product as uncharacterized. The coding region runs from base 1 to 1215 and encodes 404 amino acids. The transcript has a single exon. Gene Ontology annotation, molecular function: oxidoreductase activity. Lineage: Eukaryota; Fungi; Ascomycota; Eurotiomycetes; Chaetothyriales; Herpotrichiellaceae. The record is from RefSeq and is a predicted model, not a curated record.
AUGGCUCCCAUCGCCGUUGAAUCGUCUCACGCUCCUCCAACAUUGCCCUCCAAGUCCAAGCCGGUCGACUUAUCUGUCUUUCCCGAUGGUUUCAAAACAUCCGGCCAACACCCUCCGCUCUACGGCAGGCUGUACCCAUACUCUGCAUUUCCAAAGUCCAUCUCCGGUCCCACGGUCUGGUCCAACGAAGACUAUGCCUCGCACCCCGAAACAUGGAUUCAUGUCUUCUCAGACUCUGAGAUUCAUGAACUCUCGGCCGCGGCGGACAGCUUCAUGGCCCAAGGCCUCCCCUUGACGGGGAUCAACCCGUCCAACUUCCCACUCCCGACCAUGUCGUCCGCGCUGAAGUCGAUGCGCAACGAACUCCUCAACGGCAAGGGCUUCAUCCUCUACAAGGGCUUCCCCGUCCAGGAAUGGGGCUCGCACAAGUCCGCGGUCGCGUACAUGGGUCUGGGCACGUACAUCGGCUACCCGGUCUCCCAGAACGGCCGGGGCCACAUACUGGGCCACGUCAAGGACCUGGGCGAGGACAGCACGCAGAUCGACAAGGUGCGGAUCUACAGGACCAACGCGCGCCAGUUCUUUCAUGCCGACGACUCGGACGUGGUUGGCCUGCUCUGCAUCGCCCGCGCCGAGGAAGGCGGCGAGUCGGACGUGGCGUGCGUCCACCACGUGUGGAACAUCCUGCAGGCCGAGUACCCGGACGUGGCGGAGCUGUUGACCCAGCCGGUGUGGUACUUUGACCGCAAGGGCGAGGUGUCGCAGGGCGAGGAGCCCUAUAUCCGCACCAGCGUCUUCUACCUGGAGACGCCUGAGGAUGGGAGGGAGCAGAGGGUCUACUGCAAAUGGGACCCGUACUACGUCCGCAGCCUGACCCGGUUCUCAGACAAGGGCAUCAUCCCGGCCUUGUCGGCGGCCCAGGUGCGCGCGCUCGAGACGCUCGAGGACGUGUGCCAGCGCGUCAAGCUGCACAUGAUCCUCGAGGUCGGCGACAUCCAGUUCCUCUCAAACUGCCACAUCUUGCAUGCCCGCACCGCCUACAGGGACUACGGCCCGGACAGCGGCAUGCCGCGCAGGCAUCUCAUGCGAUUGUGGUUGAGUACCCCCGUCAGUGAGGGAGGGUGGCGGCUUCCGUUCCACGACGUGGACGAGAGGAAGAGGGGAGGCAUUCAGGUGGACGACACGAGGCCGGUGGCGAGACUGGAUGCCGAUUGA